Plenodomus lingam JN3 is the source of this 261-nucleotide messenger RNA. NCBI's taxonomy places the organism in Eukaryota, Fungi, Ascomycota, Dothideomycetes, Pleosporales, Leptosphaeriaceae. The record is from RefSeq and is a predicted model, not a curated record.
AUGGGAAUUGAAGCGAUAGAUCCUUUUGAACUUCCUUUAAUUAACACAGUUCUUUUAUUAGCUUCAGGAUUUACUGUAACAUAUGCACAUCAUUUUUUAAUUAACGGAAAAAGAGGUAAAGCUUUAUAUGGUUUAUUAUAUACUAUUAUAUUAGCAACAAUAUUUACAGCACUACAAGGUGUUGAAUAUUCAGUUUCAUCGUUCACUAUUUCAGACGGAGCUUUUGGAUCAUGUUUUUACUUUGGAACAGGGAUUUUGUGA